UCCAUUACAAAGUAACCAUAUCGCUGAAUUGGUUCACCGCGUAAAAUGACAGAACAAUAGAAUUAAGCUGAUUUAUUAAUAACUUCACUUCACGCUCAGGGUUAAGAAUAAAUUUGUGAAUUGGUAGAAGCAGGGUUGGAUUGAUCCUCAUUUGUAUUGUUGCUUUCAUUUGAAUCGAAGAACUUAGAAACGAAACAAAACAAAAAUGCAUUACUGGGUUCGAGCUAACUCUUCUGAUUUCGCCGGAACCCCUCCCCAACGUCGCAGUGGUCACUCCGCUGUUAACAUCGGCAAAUCCAAGGUUGUCGUGUUCGGAGGCCUUGUCGACAAGAAGUUUCUCAGCGACAUCGCUGUAUAUGAUAUCGAGGCCAAGCUAUGGUUUCAGCCUGAGUGCACCGGAAGUGGCUCAGAUGGGCAUGUGGGUCCCAGCCCUCGGGCUUUCCAUGUUGCCGUUGCCAUUGAUUGUCACAUGUUCAUUUUUGGUGGUCGUUUUGGGGGUCAAAGGUUGGGGGACUUUUGGGUUUUGGAUACAGAUAUAUGGCAAUGGUCUGAACUGACUGGGUUUGGUGACUUGCCGUCGCCACGAGAUUUUGCUGCAGCUUCAGCUGUUGGAAAUCGGAAAAUUGUUAUGUAUGGUGGAUGGGAUGGAAAGAAGUGGUUAUCUGAUGUUUAUGUCUUGGACACGAUAUCCCUCGAGUGGACGGAGCUCUCAGUUUCUGGAACAUUGCCGCACCCUAGAUGCGGGCAUACUGCUACAAUGGUUGAAAAACGGUUGCUUGUUUACGGUGGAAGAGGAGGAGGAGGACCAAUUAUGGGUGAUUUAUGGGCAUUGAAGGGCCUCAUUGAAGAAGAGAAUGAAGCACCUGGGUGGACUCAAUUAAAGCUUCCAGGUCAAGCACCUUCUCCACGAUGUGGCCAUACAGUUACAUCUGGAGGACACUAUUUGUUGAUGUUUGGAGGACAUGGGACUGGUGGAUGGUUGAGUCGUUAUGAUAUCUAUCAUAAUGAUUGCAUUGUAUUAGACAGAGUUUCAGCACAUUGGAAACGGCUCGCCAUAGGCAAUGAACCGCCUCCUGCUAGAGCAUACCAUUCUAUGUCACUUAUUGGUUCACGGUAUUUGCUUAUUGGGGGUUUUGAUGGGAAAUCAACUUAUGGUGAUCCAUGGUGGUUAGUCCCUCAAGAGGACCCAAUUGCAAAUAGAUUAACUGCAUCUCCACCCAGAAAUAUUCCUGAAAGUAAGAAUGUUGCUUCUCUUAAUGAUGAUUUUCAACCUCAAUUCAAGAUUUGGGUCUUUGAUGAUGACAAUGAAGGGUACACUGGGGUAGUGGCAAGGGCAGCUAGCAUUGGAAAAACAAGUGAAAAUAAUACUAGGAGCCAAACCACAAAGGCUAAUGUUAUACAAAGUCAUCAUCAAAAGGCUAAUUUCAGAUAAUUGUAGAGCUUAAUUUGGAUGAAAUCAAAUGGAGUUGAAAAUGGCUGGAAAUCAAGUGUUGACAGUUGUGGAAUUGAAUCUGAUGAUGACUCAGUGGAUGCACUCUUGGAUUGAUUUGUCUUGUUGUAAUGGUAAUAUGGUAUUAAGGACCAAGCCACCAAGGGUUGCCUAACCUAAGCUGCUUGUCUUUUUGUUAUGAGUUAUUAUUUUUUUAUGGCUUAUUUAUUUUGGUUGUGAUCUUCUAUUUUAUAGCAUAUUAUAAUGUUCAUCACUUCACCUUUUAAUCAUUUUCCAAGUCUUUCUUUUGACAAUGUCUUGUAGUGCAGUGGCAUCUGAUAUUGAGUUUGGUACCCAGAUUCUCAAUAUUCACUCUUAGUCAACCUUUUCCUAUUCCCUCUCCAAGUUGUGUCCUCAUUUGCUAUCCAAAAAGAAAAAGUUGUACUUUGAUGCUUAGCCCAACAUCAUACCUCUGUACUUUUAUGCUUCCUUGACAACCUUGAAUUUCAUAUAUUAAUUCUAAGUACAAUUUGAACACACUGUACUAUCUUUCCUUUAUUUAAUAGAUUUAUCUUCAUGUCUUACAUUAAUUUACUGCUGAGCUGAUACCU
Molecule: messenger RNA, 2040 nt
Organism: Cajanus cajan (pigeon pea)
Lineage: Eukaryota; Viridiplantae; Streptophyta; Magnoliopsida; Fabales; Fabaceae
Product: Galactose oxidase/kelch repeat superfamily protein
Molecular function (GO): protein binding
Source: RefSeq, a predicted model, not a curated record